This is a messenger RNA of Vicia faba (fava bean), 1893 nucleotides long. The record is from the annotation of a GenBank genome assembly. Lineage: Eukaryota; Viridiplantae; Streptophyta; Magnoliopsida; Fabales; Fabaceae.
AUGGGGUGCAUUUGCUCAAAAUAUUCGUCAAGCAGAGAAAGAGUUGAAGAAUGUGGAAAAGAAAGUGAAUGGAAUAAAUCUUCAGUGCAAUUAGUUGCUCCUACACAAAUAAAUGGGGUUGGAAUAGCCAUUACAAUGGAUGGUGGUAAUAUUAUGCCACAUUUGUCAAAGGCGUCAUCGCAAGUGUUUCAAAGAGUAGAAGAGAAAAGCAAUCAGUCAGAUGAUAGCAACAAAAGCCAACAUCAAAGAAGUAAGACAAUAAGUUCUGGUGUUGGUGAAAGAAAGCCAAUAAUGAGUAGAAUACUCAGUGUGCAAAAUUUUUCAGGAGAACAAUAUGUUGAUUCUGGAUGGCCAAUAUGGUUGUCCUCAGUUGCAGCUGAGGCUAUCAAAGGUUGGGUUCCUAGAAGGGCUGACACUUUUGAAAAAUUAGACCAAAUUGGGCAAGGGGCUUAUAGUAGUGUGCAUAAAGCUAUUGAUCGUGAAACUGGUAAAUAUGUUGCGUUAAAGAAAGUUAGGUUUUCAAGUGGAGAUGUUGAAAGUGUUCGUUUUAUGGCAAGGGAAAUAUAUAUUAUGCGUCAACUUGAUCAUCCUAAUAUCCUCAAACUUGAAGGUAUUGUCACAUCUAGAACUUCAACUAGUUUGUACCUUGUUUUUGAAUACAUGGAGCAUGACCUUGCUGGAUUAGCAGCUAGACCUGGUAUCAAGUUUACUGAACCACAGAUAAAAUGCUACAUGAAGCAACUACUAAGUGGGCUAGAACAUUGUCAUAGCAAGGGUGUGUUGCACCGUGACAUCAAGGGUUCUAAUCUUCUACUUGACAAUAAUGGAAAUCUUAAAAUUGGAGAUUUUGGUCUAGCAACAGUUUAUGAACCUAAUAGCAAAGUUCCAUUGACAAGUCGUGUUGUAACUCUUUGGUAUAGAGCCCCUGAGCUUUUACUAGGUGCUACAGACUAUGGUGUGGGAAUCGACAUGUGGAGCGUCGGUUGCAUUCUUGCAGAAUUGUUUGUGGGCAAGCCUAUCAUGCCUGGAAGAACGGAGGUGGAACAAAUGCACAAAAUUUUUAAGCUUUGUGGUUCGCCAUCUGAAGAAUAUUGGCAAAGAACAAAACUUCCAUAUGCAACAAGUUUUAAACCGCAAAACUCUUACCAACGACAAAUCGCAAAAACAUUUAACAAUUUUCCUUCCACUGGAUUGGCCCUUGUAGAUAGACUUCUCUCAAUGGAACCAGAACACCGAGGAUCUGCAACUUCCGCACUUAAGAGUGAGUUCUUCAUUACAAAUCCUCUACCUUGUGAUCCUUCAAGCUUACCAAAGCUUCCGCCAAGCAAAGAGUUUGAUGCCAAGCGCCGUGAUAAAGAAUCAAUAAGAAAAAAUAAUGAAGCUAUUAAAGAACGUGGACCGGGAAGUGUUUUAAGAGGAACAGGAAAUACCAAAGCAUUGAAAACACCAGACUAUAAUGGUCGGGGAGAUAUAUCAUUCCAGAGCAAAUCAAAUACUAAAAUGUCUGGUAUUAAAUAUGAAUCCCAAGAAGACGACGAAUCUAAUAACAAGUGUGAACCAAGUAGAGCAUCCAUGCAUAAUGGAUAUACAACAUUUACGCACAGUACAACAGGACCAUCGUCGUUAUCGAAUAAGAGACAAGAACCAUAUAAGAAAUAUAUUUCGGAUUUAAGAACACAAAGGUCAAAUGUGAAUCAAGCAGCAAUAGAUUUCUCUAUUUCUAUUAAAAAGGAACAAGGCAUGUCAGGUCGAGAAUCAGGAAUGCCUAAGAAAAAUAGAAUCCAUUGUUCUGGACCAUUGAUGGCUACAGGGGGAAACAUUGAUGACAUGCUUAGAGAACAUGAGAGGUUAAUGCAAGAUGUUUUUCGUAGUGUUAAGAAAGCUAAUCCGUAA